CGAUAAAAAUCUCCGGUUAUUGAGAUGUUAAUCUCAUGUACGUAUUGUAAAUUUCUCGUUGCCUGUAAUGUUAUGCACCAAAUGAAAGGAGAAAAUGUACCUUAUAAUGUUACUGAUUUUGUCAGUGUUUCCCAUUCCCUCAGAUAUGUUGGUCCUGACAUCCUCGUCAAACUGUACAAACCUUGGGUUUCCAGGGGCAGUACCACACAUAAACGAUACAGCGUUUCUGAAAGGACACGGAAAUUGCUGUAUACCCAGAAGAGAACAUGGAGGAUUUAUGGAAUUGUGUCUGAAAAAUGGAGAAAAGGAUACCUGGCAUGCAUGUCCUGAAGGGACCUAUAACCCUUACAACAUAUCGUCAGAACAUGUAUUCAAUCUUGAUGAGUUAUCAUCCAAAGAGCUGUGCAAGCCGUAUGCUUCUCUGCCACCAAAGGAAGGUGGCAAAGAUAAAACAGAAACCAGGCUCAAUCUAUCCGAAGAGGGAACGUCUGGUUUUAAUUCCUCUCUGGUGACUCGGGUCACAAAGCAAAGAUCAUCUAUUAGCAGUACCAAUAUUGACAUUUCUGAGGUGGAGCCAAACAUAACCUGCCUUGAAGUGUUUGCCACACCAGGAGAUGAAAGGGCAUUUCUCAAUUGUACAGUCACUUCUCUUAAUAUUUCCUGUAAAAAGGUGGUUUUGAAGUCAGCAUCAGGCACACAGGUGUUUGAAUAUGGAAAACAACUUCCUGAUGGCUACCACCUUUCCUGUAUGAAAAGUGAGAGGAACGAAGUACAGAUAGGCCUGGAAAUUCCUGGUAUAACAGAUGAACAUUUGGAAGAUGCAUUCUUCAUCAAAGUGACAACUAUCAAUGGAGAUUUCCAGAAAGAAAUCAAAAUCGAAAGGUCACCAAAUUCCAAUCACGGCCAGACACUGACAGCCACUGAUAUUGUGCCGUUUGCAGUGACUCUCAUUUCUAUCAUCAUCAUCAAGAUGACUUAAUUAUUAUCUUGGUGGAGAUUGAUCAGUUUUUGCCAUCAUGAUUUGUCUGUCGUCGUGCGUCGUUAACUUUUCACAUAUUCGACUUCUUCUCAAGAACCACUGAAUAGAUUUUGACCAAACUUGGCACAAAGCAUGGAAGAUAAAUAGUAAUUCAACGCCAUAUAGAUGGGGGGCUAAAAUGAUAGAUGUAGGAGCUUUUAUGGAUUCUCUUAAAUUAGGAUGGAUUAGAAGAAUCACUCAGUCAUCAGGAAAAUGGAAAGUUCUAUUGAAUUCUUUUGUAGAGGUAAAAAAAUUGUUUCAUUGCGGAAAGGAGUAUGUUAAGUCAUGUAGUAACAAUUGUAGCAAUAUAUUCUGGAAAGAUGUUUUUAAAAGUUGGGUUAGAUUGAAUAAUUCCUUUCCUAUGAGGCAAAGUAAGCCUGAAUCAAUUUUAAAAACGCCUUUAUGGUAUAAUAAUGACAUUCAUGUGGGCAAUAGAUAUGUCUUCUAUCCAGUAAGGUUUAAUGCUGGUAUAUAUACCAUCAAUGACCUAAUGAAAAAUUCUGAUCAUUUGACAUUUUUCUCCUUUGAUGAGUUUCUUCAUAAAUUUGUAAUCGAUACCAACUAUUUACAGCCGUCAAGUGUUUCUUGAGAAAACAUGACUUCCAUCCAUUAGGACUAUUUCAGCCUUUUAUACCACUUCUAUGGGAAAUUUUUUAUAAAAGUCAAAAAGAUGCCAAAGACUUCUACAAUACUAUUGUUAAACCAGCACCAACCCCUACUGGUAUUCGAAAAUCGAGUGAUGAGUUUGACUUUGAUGAUCAGAAGUGGAAAAAUAUAUUAAUAAUUCCGUUUACUAUUACAAAAAGUUCUAAGCUACACUGGUUACAAGUAAGGAUUAUACAUCACAUUCUGGUUACAAACUCCUUUCUUUUCAAUAUUAAUUUAAUACCUAGCCCUUUAUGUACAUUAUGUAAUAUGGAAAGAGAAACUAUUGUUCACUGUCUAUGGGAGUGUAUAGAGGUACAGACUCUAUUGGGGAGAUUUGAAUCUCUUCUUGAUAUUCUUCUGAUUCCUUUCUGGAUAAAGAAAGAAACAUAUUUAUUUGGAAAUAUCCAUCCUAAUGCUAACACUGUAGAUUAUGAAAUUUUAAUUAUCAUUAAACACUAUGUUUAUAUGUCAAGAUGUCUACGAAAAUCUCUUAAUUUAAAUGCUCUUAUAAAUAAGAUUAAGGAUCAUUUCCAUGUUCAAAAGUACAACAUUUCCAGCAAAAACACUAUUAGGAAAAACAAAUUUUGAGAAUAAUUGGAAAAAAUGAAUGCCAAUUUUGGAACUAUAAUAUGUAUGCUAACAAGUCUGUUCCCAAUGGCCAUGGCCUUGACGUUACCAAACUGACUUUAAAUUUAUUGAAUUUCCACAAAAUUAGUGCUAUUUUUAUUUAAUAAUGAUUAUAACCCUCCCAAUUCUCUCUCUCUUUCCCUCUCAUUUUGUUAAGUACAUGUAAGUUUGCUAUGUAAGUGGGUGUGAAUGUUUGAUGAGUGAGUUUGUGUGCAGUAAGUAGUAGAUACAUGUGCAUGAUGACAUAUUCAAGUAAGAGCAUACAAGUGUGAGAGUGUGGGUGUAUGUUUUUGUGUGGUUUCUUUUGUAUAUUGUGUAUUGUGUAAUUUAUAAAAAAAAUAAAAAUUACAAAAAAAAGUGGUCUUAAAACUGAGGUUUCACUGUACCUCCCUUUCCACUUUAUGUGAAAGACCAAAGACUAGUUAGUUCCCCUCUGAUAACUACUCAGAAAUGAAACAGGUCAGGAUCUAUCAUCCUGGAAGCCAUGAUCUCUUUCAGUCUUAUAAAGUGUAACUACAGGCAGUUUAUUGAUAACAAUGAUUACUGAUACAAAAAGCUUGGCCCAACAUUAAAUCAUAGGAAUCAGUCUUUAGCUCAAGGUACAAAACAGGAAACAAUGUAUUUGAUUGUUUUCUCUGAUGUUUACUGGGGAAUUGAAAAGUCUGUUGAAGGAAAUACUUCAUCCUUACAGGAUAGCAUAAAAUCUUGUAUUUUAUCUUUGAAAGUUUGUUAUUGAUAUUUCUUGAGAAGAACUUAAUGAGUCUUUCUCAAAUUUCAUGUGUAAGUUCCUUUUGGUCACUAGUUGUGCCCACCUCUUCAGGAAAACAAGAUGGCUGACAGACAACUAUCUUGUAUUUUAACUUUGAAAGUUUGUUAUCGCUCUUUCUUAAGAAGUUCUGGAUGGAUCUCUCACAAAUUUCACAUGUAAGUUCCCCUUCUUCCCUAGUUGUGCCCAUUUAACUUUUGGUCCGAUCAGAAAAACAAAAUGGCGGAAAGGCAGCCAUGUUGGAUUUUGACUUUAAAAGAUUGUUAUUGCUAUUUCUUGAGAAGUACCUCAUAGAUCUUUCUUAGAUUUCAUAAGUAUGUUCCCCUUGGUCCUUUGUUAUUCUAGUUGGAUUUUGGGACUGAUCAGAAAAAAAGUGGGCGGCAGACAGACAUCUUAGUUUUUAACUUUGAACGUUUUUUAUUGCUAUUUCUUAAUAACAACAUCAUAGAUCUUUCUGUAAUUUCAUGUGUA
This is a messenger RNA of Ylistrum balloti, 3530 nucleotides long. RefSeq lists its product as uncharacterized. Bases 95 to 979 code for a protein of 294 amino acids. The record is from RefSeq and is a predicted model, not a curated record. NCBI's taxonomy places the organism in Eukaryota, Metazoa, Mollusca, Bivalvia, Pectinida, Pectinidae. The transcript has 8 exons.